AUGCCCUCCCUCCAAUCCAGCAAGCUCGCCUUCAUCGGCGGCGGGAACAUGGCCUCGGCCAUCAUCGGCGGUCUCCUCAACCGGGGCGUCGACAAGCAGAACAUCACCGUCUCCGAGCCAUGGGACGUCAACCGCAACAAGAUCGCCGAGCUUGGCGCCAACACCACCACGUCCAACGUCGAAGCCGGCGGCAACGCCGACCUCGUGAUUAUCGCCGUCAAGCCGCAAGUCACCAAGGCCGUGUGCCAGGAGCUUGCUGAUGCCUGGUCCAAGCGGGAAACCCUGCCGGUUGUCGUCAGCAUCGCCGCCGGCAUCACGCUCGGAAGCUUGCAGCAGUGGCUGAAGACGUCUGACGGUCGAACCGCCCACCUCGUUCGCGUCAUGCCCAACACCCCUGCCCUUGUCGGUGAGGGCGCCUCGGGCCUGUUCGCCAGCGAGGACGUCACCGCAGAGGAGAAGGAGCUCGUCAAUGCCGUUCUCGGCAGCGUCAGCAAGGCGGCCGAGUGGGUUGACAAGGAGGAGCUGCUCGAUGUCGUGACUGGUCUUUCUGGCUCCGGCCCUGCAUACUUCUUCGCGAUGGUCGAGCACCUGAUCGCCAGUGCAACCGCCCUCGGUCUGCCCGCCGAGCAAGCCACCCGCCUUGCGGCGCAGACCUGCCUCGGCGCCGGCAAGAUGCUUACGGAGUCUUCCGACAGCCCUGCACAGCUGCGCAAGAACGUCACCAGCCCGAACGGAACGACGCAUGCCGCGCUGGAGAGCUUCAACGCGCAGAACUUCGACCAGGUCGUCGACAAGGCUGUCAAGGCGGCUACGUCUCGCGCUGCGGAGCUGGGCGACACCCUUGGAAAAUAG
This is a messenger RNA of Aspergillus mulundensis, 852 nucleotides long. RefSeq names its product pyrroline-5-carboxylate reductase family protein. Gene Ontology annotation, molecular function: pyrroline-5-carboxylate reductase activity. The transcript has 2 exons. NCBI's taxonomy places the organism in Eukaryota, Fungi, Ascomycota, Eurotiomycetes, Eurotiales, Aspergillaceae. Gene Ontology annotation, biological process: L-proline biosynthetic process. Bases 1 to 852 code for a protein of 283 amino acids. The record is from RefSeq and is a predicted model, not a curated record.